ACUGCAUGUACACUACUCGAGUGCCCAGACUCGACUAGUCUCCAAAUCUACUGCACAUGCGCCGACUACUUGAACCUCUCCCUCCCACCACCUCGUCGUGCUUUUCUGUCUCUCCUAUCUCCAAGUCGUCAACUAUUUCUUCUCCUUCAUCAAGUAUUUAACCGGAACACUCUCCCAGAGUUUCGAGUUUGUGUUCUAUUCCAGCCUUGCUCUCUUCUCUCUUCAGUUCUUGUCUCUUCUUAUAUACCCCCCACCACCGUACCCCACUUCUCCAUUAGCUUCUGUCACAAUGUCUUCCAACGUCUUUGUUGAGCUCAAGACGCCGAUUACCGGCACCUAUAAGCAGCCCACCGGCUUGUUCAUCAACAACGAGUUCGUCGAGGGUGUCGACAAGAAGACCUUCGAGGUCAUCAACCCCGCUACCGAGGAGGUCAUCUGCUCCGUCCACGAGGCCACCGAGAAGGAUGUCGAUAUCGCUGUCGCCGCUGCCCGCAAGGCUUUCGAGGGUGUCUGGCGCGACGUCACUCCCCAGCAGCGUGGCAUCUACCUCCUCAAGCUCGCCGACCUGCUCGAGAAAAACCUCGACCUCCUUGCCGCUGUUGAGUCUCUCGACAAUGGCAAGUCCAUCACCAUGGCCCGUGGCGAUGUUGGCGCCGUCGUCGGCACUAUCCGCUACUACGGCGGUUGGGCCGACAAGAUCGAGGGCAAGACCAUUGAUAUCUCCCCCGACUCCUUCCACUACACCAGGCAAGAGCCUCUCGGUGUUUGCGGUCAGAUCAUCCCCUGGAACUUCCCUCUCCUCAUGCUUGCCUGGAAGGUCGGCCCCGCCCUGGCCACCGGUAACACUAUCGUCAUGAAGACCGCUGAACAGACGCCUCUCUCUGCUCUCGUCUUUGCUCAGUUCGUCAAGGAGGCCGGUUUCCCUCCUGGCGUUCUCAACAUCAUCUCUGGUUUCGGCAGAAUUGCUGGUGCCGCCAUCGCCUCCCACAUGGACAUUGACAAGGUUGCCUUCACCGGCUCUACCAUGGUCGGCCGCCAAAUCAUGAAGGCUGCCGCCGAGUCCAACCUGAAGAAGGUUACCCUCGAGCUUGGUGGCAAGUCCCCCAACAUUAUCUUCAACGACGCCGAUAUCGACCAGGCCAUUGAUUGGGUCAACUUCGGUAUCUACUUUAACCACGGCCAGACCUGCUGCGCUGGUUCUCGUGUAUACGUCCAGGAGGGUAUCUAUGACAAGUUUGUGACGGCCUUCAAGCAGCGCGCCCAGCAGAACAAGGUCGGCGACCCCUUCCACGACGAGACCUUCCAGGGCCCCCAGGUCAGCCAGCUCCAGUACGACCGCAUCAUGGGUUACAUCAAGGCCGGUAAGGAGGAGGGUGCUACCGUCGAGACUGGUGGUGAGCGCCACGGUGACAAGGGCUACUUCAUCCAGCCCACCAUUUUCACCAACGUCCGUCACGACAUGAAGAUCAUGAAGGAGGAGAUCUUCGGCCCCGUCUGCGCCGUCGCCAAGUUCUCCACCGAGGAGGAAGUCAUCAAGCUCGGCAACGACUCCAACUACGGCCUUGCUGCUGCCGUCCACACCAAGGACCUCAACACUGCCAUCCGCGUCAGCAACCACCUUAGGGCUGGUACCGUUUGGGUCAACACCUACAACGCUCUUCACCACCAGCUUCCCUUCGGCGGUUACAAGGAGUCCGGUAUCGGUCGCGAACUCGGCGAGGCUGCUCUGGCCAACUACACCCAGUGCAAGUCUGUUUCUAUCAAGCUCAACUAGGCAAUCCAAGUGUAGCCGACUUUACGAGCACAAGAAUAAAGUAAAACAACAAAAAUACCAUAAUUACAGGAAGGAUGGUCAGCGACAGGAGCCGGGUCCGGUAUUAUUUUUUCCUGGUGUCUACGGAAAGGGGGACAAAACCUUGGGCCUAGGGUUGUACUACUUGACAUCUAUGAUAUCCCAUAUGAGAGCAAUGAUUUUUUAUGAACA
Neurospora tetrasperma FGSC 2508 is the source of this 1984-nucleotide messenger RNA. RefSeq lists its product as uncharacterized. The record is from RefSeq and is a predicted model, not a curated record. Gene Ontology annotation, molecular function: aldehyde dehydrogenase (NAD+) activity. NCBI's taxonomy places the organism in Eukaryota, Fungi, Ascomycota, Sordariomycetes, Sordariales, Sordariaceae. Bases 290 to 1774 code for a protein of 494 amino acids. The transcript is spliced from 3 exons.